Messenger RNA from Leptosia nina, 1968 nucleotides. The record is from the annotation of a GenBank genome assembly. Lineage: Eukaryota; Metazoa; Arthropoda; Insecta; Lepidoptera; Pieridae.
AUGCAGAACGCGUUAGGGGAUACAUUGCUGUUAAACAAUAUACACAAUCUGCACCUAAUACCGGAUCCUUUAAAGAAAAACUUAGCCGAUUCAGUUAUAACAGGAACAAUGGAACAAAGAAAGGAGCCCGAUAAGUUCGAGAAACCCGCGCCGCGGCCCGAGACCGGGACCCUGGGCGGCAUUUCAAAUUUUAUUUCAGGAGUAUUCAACGUUAUGUCCGCGAUUUUCCAAAAACGGUCGCCCUCGCCCACAUCUCAAUACUACGAUUGUUUUGACACUUUAGACGACGGCCAGAUGUCACCGUCUCUAGCUUGGCUGCCUGCCAAGUUUGAGGUUCAAAAUAAAAAUUCUCCUGAGCCCAAUAACAUGGACACUAAGUCUGUAGUCACUAGAUGUGACAAUAAACCUAAUGAAGUACAUGUGUUCUUAAAUGGUAGCUUACCUUACUAUACUAAGGCACCCAAAACCAUUCAUGAGCAUGCUUCAGUUGAUGAAUCAUUUGAGGAUGCAUUUUGUCCAGAAAACAUAGUUAGAACAGCCAACGAUACACUUAUUAAUUUCUAUGGUGCAUGCAAGCAUGAGGAACCUAAAUUAUUUGAAGCAGAUGCACCUAUUGUUAAGACUGAACUUAAAGAAUCUAUGGAUAUUGUAAAGAAUUUACCUAGUGUUAGUGAGAAUGAAACUAAGACAUGUCAAACAGACUCAACUAAUGAGAAAAAGCAUGAAGUUGUGACAUCAUGUGAGGAUAAAAUUAACAAAAUCAAAGAGCUUUUACAAUCUAAACGUAGGAAUACCAAACCAAGCAAAGAAGGGAGUGCACCUAUUGAAAUAAAAGAAAUCAUACCUGAGUCAUUUGCUCAUGAAAUCAAUUCUAAUGAUUCCGAGACAGUUGAACACAGCUUUGAUGAAGUCAGAGGUAGAUUCUAUUCAUCAUCCACAGACAGCGAUGACUCCUUUCAAAUAGUUUUUACUGAUAGAAAGAGGAUACCCUCAGAUUGUGAAUCAGAGGACUCUUUUAUUGUGUUUGAAGAAACUCCUGAAUGUUACACAACAAAUGAAGUUUUUGGUUACGAUUCUGAUGAUGAGUGUGAUUCAGGAUAUUACAUGACAUGUCUGAAUCACUCACUAUCGAGGACUAUUGGCGAUCUAACUGAUGAUAGCUUGUAUAGUCAAGAUGUUGUGGAUUUUGCAAGAGAGACUGCAGAUUCAGGUGACACCGGUAUAGACACAGAAGAAACGGACACUCAGGAAGAGACCAGUUCUGGAUUGUUGCUGGAUGAGAAGAAAAAGAAGGAGAAAAAACUGAAGCCAGCAAAGAGGGUCCAUUUCUCCACCGAUCCACCGAAGGUCCACGUGAUGCGAGUGUGGGCCUUCGCGGCGCGACAAGCGCGGGCUGGACAUUGGGAACGACACGCACUGGACAGAGAACGGUUUAGACGGAGGAUAGCGGACGUCGAAAUGGCAAUAUCAUGGGUGCUAAAACCUCAACACAGAUCCCGUGUGAUGUUCCAACGUUUUAUGCCCUGGUGGAAUGCGCAGAAGCGAAAGGAAGCAGCCGAGAAAAAAGCUCUCGAAGAAAAACAAAAAGAAAUCGACGGAGAAAAGAAUAGGCUUAACAAAGAAGAAGAAUCACCUAAGAUAAAUAAAGCAAGUUUGAAGGAAAUUCAAUCUGAAGACAAAACUGAAGACAUUCAAGUAGAUUGUAAUAAUGUAGUUGAAGAUAUAACAGAACAAGUUGAUAAAGUUGAAAAAUCGUUAAAUAAAUUAAAAAUAAAAGAAAAGAAAGAUCUAACAUUCAGUGGGGAUGAAGAAGAUAAAGCGAGCGUUGAUAAUGGUAGUAAAGAAAUGUCUGAAGACAGAAAAAAAGAUAAUCUUAUACAAGUAAAAAAUAGAAAUGGUUGCGUGAAAAAUGUUGCACUAAAUCGUGCUAAGGGUAAAAAGUUAAAGAAAUCGAGUUCAGAUACCUGA